Molecule: messenger RNA, 2596 nt
Organism: Octopus bimaculoides (California two-spot octopus)
Lineage: Eukaryota; Metazoa; Mollusca; Cephalopoda; Octopoda; Octopodidae
Biological process (GO): signal transduction
Molecular function (GO): oxidoreductase activity
Source: RefSeq, a predicted model, not a curated record
AUGAAGAACAUGCAGAUUGCUUUAAAUGUUGCUGGCAAUAGUUUUAACCUGCAAAAAUAUGACUUUGCAAGAAAUCCAUUAUUUUAUAAUUAUGAUAAAUUCUUAUUAAAUGUUAAUUUUUUCCAUAUUUUGGUAAUCAAAUAUAUUCUUACAUUUCUUUUUCUAUCUUAUCAUUUAUUACAGGUGUUCAUAUCUAUUGUCAGCGAAACUUCCAUUCAUUCCAAAUUCUGUAAAGAUGAAUUAUCCUUGGCAUAUAUUUCAAACAAAAGCAUUUUCCCUGUUAGCAUUUCUUCAGAUGAAAAUCUCCUUUCGUCUAUGGAUACUGGGAUGAGACUGAAGCUGGCAGGUAUGCAGUGGUAUAAAUUUCUUGAUAAGGAGAGGUAUCCAGAAACCAUGAAUGAACUUUUGAAGGACAUAAAAGCUGUAUUAAAUGCUAUUAACAACAAGCAGAAUGCUGAAUCGAAGAGGCAACAACGAUCAACUAAGAUUUACAGCAAACAAAACCUUGAAACUCCUAUUGAUUAUUGGGACAGAAAAUAUACAGAAAACCAAAUAGACUGGAAUCAAUUUUGGUAUGAUUUGACCUGUGAUUAUAAAGGCUUGUUUAGCGCUUACACUCCUGAUGAUCAAAACUGGCUGAAAUCUAUCCUCCGGUGGGAGAUGCAUAUAACUCGUGAUGGGUGUCUUAAACGAGAUAAAUUUAUUGAAUUUUGCACUGUGGAUGGAAUAAUUUCAUGUUUGUGGCAAAGGAUAGAAGAGCAGGCAAGGGAAAGUUAUGCUAUGAAAGAAGUGUUUAACAUAAAUUCUCAUGUCCGCGUAGAAGCCAUUGAAAAUCUUAGUAAAUUCAAAAGCCGAGAAGUUGUUGAUGCUUUAAUCUACUUAGUAUCGAACGAUGAAGAACCGAAUGUUCGUACUGUUGCAGCCAUUUGUCUUGCCCAGACUGGUGCUAAUGAUGAUAUAACAAUUCAAGCAUUAAUAGAUGUUCUUGAAGACAAAGAUCGUUUAGUGAGAGAAGCUGGAUGUUUGGCACUUGGACGUUCACAAGCACACAAAGCUGUACCUACUCUAUUAGAAUUAUGGCGAAAUGAUGUCAUUGCUGAUGUUCGAACGGCUGCAGAAGUGGCUUUGCAACAGAUUGGUGGUGAUGAAGUAAAACAAGCAAUGCAUGUCACAAAAAUGUUGGGGAGAGAAAUACACGAACUUACAAAAUUCGCUGAGAAAGAAUCGGGACACAGUUAAAUUGCCAAAAUAUAUAAAAACUCAUUUAUUUAUUUAUUUAUUUAUCUUUUGUAAAUAAUCCUUGAAAUCACAAGGAAAAAAGUAUCUACAGAAAUUUCGAGCAAACUUCAUGUUGGAUUUUAAAGAAAGGGAUUAAAUAAGCUGUUGAAUCACAUAACAAAAAUUUAUUUCUUUAUUGGAAUACAUUCAAUAUUAUCUGCAAAAGGCUAAAGACGUGUUGAAGUGUAACGGCGGUGCAUCAGCAUGGCCGCAGCUCUGAGCUGAAACUAUAAAAAAGAACAAAAAAAAAGGAAAAAAAACUUUUAAUUUAAUCAAGAGUUGUAUAUUUUACAUGUAGUAAAGUGGAAAUAUUUUAUAUCCUUUCACAUUAUCAAUUCAUAAAAAUGAAAUUAGAUGUGUGAAAAAUGAAACUUUGUAUUCAUGGUAUGUGUUUUUACACAAAUUUUUUUUUUUUUUUUUAAAUUCAUUUCUUAGUUUGUAGAAAAAAUAUAAUUACAAACAUGAUGAAUGUGUUGAUGAUUCUUUGUAUGUAUUUAUUUUAUUUACAAAAUGGAAGAAAUGACAUUAAAAGAAGUCAACGUUAUUAUUAUUAUUUGUCCUGCAAAUAAUUAAAAUUAGCAUUUUGUACAUAUAAAUAGUAAAUCGAGAUUCCAGCUGUGCUGAAACUACAUUUUAAUUUUUUUUUCUACAUCCCUGACUAUCUAAAAGUGUUCUUAAAGCAACAGUUUAUUUAAGUGUAUUCGUUAAAAUGACGUUAAAAAAUACUACAAAAAUAUUAGCAUAUUUCAGUAGAAGAUACGAUAUUAAAAAAAAAAUAAUAAAAUAAAUCUCAAGUGUUGUGGAUUAGCAGAAUCAAUUAAAAUGGAGGAUAAGAUGCUGUAUAUGUUCUGAGUUCAAAUUCCACUAGAAUUGGAUUGAUUAAAUAAAUUACCAGAAAAGAACAGCUGUCAAUAUAACUGACUGAAGCUCUCCCUAAAAGUAGCCCUACUUAAUAAUUUAACAAUUCAUCAUUCAUGAAAUAUAUUUCAUUUUUAGAAGAGAAAAAGAAAAAUUUUUAAUGGCCCUCCCAAAUUUAUUAUCUGGUGUCAGAGUAAGAUUUCUUAGUUUCUCAUAAUUAUUAUGAUUCGUAUUUUGAAAAUAUUAACAUUCCAAAUGAACUAGCCUAAAACCAGCAAAAAUAUUCAUUUUAUAUAUGUAUAUAUAGUUUUACACGAUUUUUAAAUAAAUUUUUAAAGGACAAACUUAAUGAUGGCCACUUUUAUGUUUGUUUUUUUUCAGGGAAAUGUAAAAUAUUUCUUCAAAUUACAACUUUUUUUAUAUAAUAAAUUAUGUAUUUUUAAUAAAAAAGACAACUUCA